AUGUCCAAAAAGAUCAGAAACCAGUGCUAUUGUCCUUUAUAUAUGUUGGUCAUUGCAGAUCCUUGGAUUUGCCUUCUCAGAGGUAUCUAUAUCGACAAAGUAAUAAUAGAACCACUAACGGACUUCAUUUCUCUUAUACCUAAACUGGGAGAUGAUAGUCAAGUGAGCCAAAUUGCUCAAUUCCUAGCGGCUCUGAAUUUUGCUAUGAACAGGCUCAACAAUUAUUAUCAAAAUUUGCAAUUAAAUAAUGAUGGCCCAAAUGAUCAGCAUUAUUUCCCCUAUUUUUCAACUUAUCAAGACAAGAAUAACAAUCGAAUCAGGUUCAAAUAUAUCCAUCCGCUGACCGAGGACUUUCAAAGACCUAUUUGGAAGGCUAAAGCUAACAACCAUUCAAUUGUCAUCAAGUUUGCUCGAAGAUAUAGUGUAAAGGCACACAAUAUAUGCGCUGAGCUAAGACUUGCUCCAAACUUGUUAUACAGUAAAAACCCUCAAAACAGAUUCAUGAUUAUUGUUAUGGAUUAUGUUGAUGGAGAUCAAUUAACAACACAAAAAAUCAACACUAUGUCACAUAACAUUGCAAAAUCGUCAUGA
Molecule: messenger RNA, 591 nt
Organism: Funneliformis caledonium
Lineage: Eukaryota; Fungi; Glomeromycota; Glomeromycetes; Glomerales; Glomeraceae
Source: the annotation of a GenBank genome assembly